AUGUCGCGCUCGAGUGCUCGCCUCUCUGUGGCCAGCGUUGUAUUAGCCUACUCAUUCUCCCUUUGUUUUAUUUGUUCUUCUUCUUGUUUCGUUCUACAUAUGAUACUGCUUGCUCAUGAGAGAUCCUAUGGAUGCCCUGACUACCCAAGUCCGCCAAAUGGUUGGGUGCACCGUGUGGACGGCGGGAAUGUGACGUACAUUGGUUGUAUAACCAUGGUGAUGAUUCCAGUUGUGGCUGGUCUGGUUGGCCUGUGCAUACUCAUCAUCGGACUUGUCCUUGUGAGGAGGUACUUCAGACGAGUGACGAACGAGCCCAUCUACUGCUCGGCCGAUCAACCACUUCCUUCGCAAGCCACCGAACGACAACUGCAACAGCAAAAACAAUACAUCAUCAAAUCUUCGACACGUGACUCAGAUUAUGAUUCAGCUUCUGGCUACUAUCAUGACGUCACAAACGUUACAAUGACAACCGCCUCAGACGAACGAUUUUUACCGCCACCUGUUGAUUUAUUGGAUAAAAAUAAACCACCAGUAUUGUCGGACUAUCGCGUGAAUAUGUAUAAAACGGGGCAGAUAAAACAGAUGUACGAAACUACGCUGCCAUUGGAUCAGCAAAUUGGGUCACAUCAACAAAUUGGGUCUCAUCAACCAAUCGGAUCACACCUUCAAAUUGGGGCACAGCCACAAUGGCAACCAAUUAUCGGACAAAACCUUAAAAACCCCAUCAUGAAUAUUUGA
Messenger RNA from Helobdella robusta, 738 nucleotides. RefSeq lists its product as hypothetical. The transcript has 4 exons. Bases 1 to 738 code for a protein of 245 amino acids. The record is from RefSeq and is a predicted model, not a curated record. NCBI's taxonomy places the organism in Eukaryota, Metazoa, Annelida, Clitellata, Rhynchobdellida, Glossiphoniidae.